Messenger RNA from Trichoplusia ni (cabbage looper), 616 nucleotides. Its product is annotated as actin cytoskeleton-regulatory complex protein PAN1-like. The record is from RefSeq and is a predicted model, not a curated record. The coding region runs from base 54 to 563 and encodes 169 amino acids. The transcript is spliced from 2 exons. NCBI's taxonomy places the organism in Eukaryota, Metazoa, Arthropoda, Insecta, Lepidoptera, Noctuidae.
UCAAAAGCUGGUAAAACCCAUAUUGUUUCUACACCUCACAACAAUCAGCAAACAUGAAACUGGUUCUGUUCGCUUCCCUGAUGGCCGUGGCCGUCGCCGCGCCCCAAAAUGGCCUGGUAGUGCCUGUAGCCGCUGGACCCGCUCCCGCUCCCGUAUUCGAUGGACCAAUCAUGACUCCCGUCCCUACGCCCGCUUUUAACCCAAUACUCUGCCCACCUUCCGGUAUGCUCCGCAAGGUUGACGUCAGCUCUGCCUGUGCUGGUGUCAUUGCUCCCCAACCCGUCAUUACCGCCCCUGCCGCCCCCUCCCCUAGCAACCCAUCGCCUCUGGUCCAGAUCAUUCUGAACAUCAACCAGGAAGCUUCUGCUGCUCCCGUCGUCGCCCCCGAGCCCGUGCAGGUCGUCGAGACUGCUCCCAUCCCCGUGGAGCCCGUUCAGGUUGUGGAGAUCGCCCCUGAGCCUGUGCAAGUUGUUGACGAGGCCCCCGUGCCGUCUGAACCAAUCAGCAUCGGAGAUCCCAUUCUCCCCGUCCCUGUGGUUCCUCUCCCCGCAGACUUCAACUAAAUAUGUAUUGCAAAAUAUACGCCUUUUUAUAAAGAUAUUGUAUGCAUAGUAAA